UUAAGAUUAUGCAUAAAAUUGGCGCCAACUCGACGACGCCUAUUAUGUUUAAUCACAGACUUCUAUAUAAUACACAUAUAGAAGUCUGUUUGUUUAAUAAACGUGUAUCUAAUAUUUUGAUUGAACUUGUUCGCAGUGUCUGAUAAAAUAAUCGCGAUAUCACAUAAUGGUUCGACGAAAAUCCGUACCCAGAACAUUUCCAUCUGAAGCGGAAGGAACAGAAAGAAACAGGACAAAUGUAAUAGUGAACAAACGCAAAAGGAAAAGCCGCGUACUGCAAGAAAUUAAGCAUCUAAGGAGGACUACGCACUUUCUUAUACCCAGACUGCCUUUCUCACGAUUAAUCAGACAAAUUAUGCUGGACUUAUUUCCAAGACAAGAAAUCAACAAGAUACAAGCUACUGCCCUCGAAGCCUUACAAGAGGCAACAGAGAUGUACAUCGUACAAUUCUUCGAAGAUGCAUUACUGUUGGCGUUGCACGCCAAACGGGUUACUCUUAUGCGACACGAUAUGGUUUUAAUGCGCAGAUUGAGAGGCCGCUCAGAUAUUAUCAAUAGAUAAAAAUCUUAUAUUUUUUAGGACUCCUCAGCACCACUCUUCACAUCUUCAUCCAGAAGACCAUCCAGACUGCGUGACCUCGGUCUGGGUCUAGGAAGCGGUGGUCGUUGAACGAUCGCAGAGGAGACCGACAUCUUUCGUUCCUGUUCCUGCUGAUCCAGCAGUUCCAAAGAACGGGAACGCGUCGAUGGCGAAGAAGGCUGCCUUGGCGGUCUGCGAGGUACUGCCGAAACA
Molecule: messenger RNA, 793 nt
Organism: Camponotus floridanus (Florida carpenter ant)
Lineage: Eukaryota; Metazoa; Arthropoda; Insecta; Hymenoptera; Formicidae
Product: histone H3.3
Exons: 5
Coding region: 167-562 (131 amino acids)
Cellular component (GO): nucleosome
Molecular function (GO): protein heterodimerization activity; structural constituent of chromatin; DNA binding
Source: RefSeq, a predicted model, not a curated record